Molecule: messenger RNA, 1981 nt
Organism: Leucoraja erinaceus (little skate)
Lineage: Eukaryota; Metazoa; Chordata; Chondrichthyes; Rajiformes; Rajidae
Gene: anp32a
Product: acidic (leucine-rich) nuclear phosphoprotein 32 family, member A
Exons: 7
Coding region: 130-915 (261 amino acids)
Biological process (GO): regulation of apoptotic process
Cellular component (GO): nucleus
Molecular function (GO): histone binding
Source: RefSeq, a predicted model, not a curated record
UUAUCAAGUUGGGUUGGCUGGUCGGUGUAGUGGCGUCAGCUUGUAUUGCAAGCAGAUCUUUCCCUGUGUUAAACAGCAUUUGGUCACCAGCGUUUGUCUUCAUAUUGUAAAUCAGCCUUGGUGGCAAAGAUGGAUGUGAAGAAUAGAAUUUUUUUAGAACUACGGAAUAGGAAGCCUUCAGACGUGAAAGAGCUCGUUCUCGACAACUGUCGCUCGAUCGAAGGCAGAAUCGAGGGCCUCUCGGAUGAGUUUGAAGAAUUGGAAUUCCUUAGCACGAUCAACGUAGGAUUAUUGUCGGUCGCAAACCUACCAAAGUUAAACAAACUAAAGAAGCUCGAACUAAGCGAUAACAGAAUCUCGGGAGGUCUAGAAGUGUUGGCAGAAAAAUGUCCGAAUCUCACACAUCUCAACCUCAGCGGAAACAAAAUAAAAGAUCUCGGCACAAUAGAACCUCUGAAAAAGUUGGAUAGCCUGCGGAGUCUAGACCUUUUUAAUUGUGAAGUAACAAAUCUAAACGACUACAGAGAAAACGUCUUCAGGUUUCUCCCGCAGCUGACUUAUCUCGAUGGAUACGAUCGUGAGGAUAAGGAAGCUCCCGACUCAGACACUGAGGCCUAUUUGGAAGGGAUAGAUGACGAGGACGAGGAUGAUGAUGAAGUUGACGAGGAAGAGUGUGAUGAGGCAGCUCAGUGUGAAGAGGACGAAGAUGAAGAAGGGGAGGAGGAGGAGGAGGAAGAGGAGGAUGAGGAGGAAGAGGAUGAAGAGGAGGAGGAAGUUGUCAGCGUAGAGGAUGAGGAUGAGGAUGAAGAGGAUGAUGGCGAAAUAGAUGAAGAGGAGGAAGAGGAAGAACAAACAGAAGUCAAAGGCCAGAAGAGGAAACGAGAACCUGAAGAUGAAGGCGAGGAAGAUGAUUAAAUUUCCAACGUUAACUUUCGUGACUGGUUGUUUUUACCUGUUUUCGCCCUUUUCCGAACCCCAUCCUAUUGUUGCUGUGGGAAUGAUGAUUAUGGGAGGGUCGCUCCCAUUCCUUCUGCUCUGAAAUGUCCUGUUCUGGUUCCCCACUGGGUGUUGUGAAUUUGGUCGAAAUGCCCCUCUAGCAAACAUGGGCAAGGCCCAAAUCUAAGUAAUUGUCUCUUUUUUUUUUUUUUUUUUUUUUUGGUUAUUAUGUUCGGUUCCAGCAGCCGUUUUAAACUAUAUCACGAAUCAUAUCCACAGCAAACAAAUACCAAGUGGCAUAUUCUAAACAAAAAUUUGUAUUGUGCAGAAAAUGGUUGCCAAUUUUGGAAAGUGAUGCUCACUUUUUUUAAACUAUCCCCAUUGUCCUUCCCCACCUGUCAUUUCCUUCCCCCCUGGCUCUUGUAGCUGUGAGACAAGUUUUCUGUAAAUAGUGACCAAAGCUCACUCGCACAUUUCCCCGACGUCCUUCCCCGCUUACAGCCCGCACUUCUGAAAAUGGCACCCAUUUAACUUGUAGUCCUGAUUGAUCGGUUGGUAGUGUAACACACGUUGUAAUAAAACAAAACUACGUUUGAACCCUGGUUUGCCAGCACCCUGUGCUACUUUUUGGUCUGUAAUAUAUAUAAUCUGAAUUCCAUAGAGAAGAAACGCUGCAAUUUAUUUUCCCGCUUGUGCUGUACACUUUGAUGAAUUUUUUUACAAGCAUCCUUAUGCAGAAGAAUAAGUAAAGCAUGUAGUGUUGAAUGGGCAUGUUUUCAUACAUUUGAGGGCAUAAUAUUAAUGCAGAAUUGUAUUUUCUUAUCUUGGAGAAGUCAGUGAAGUUGACUAGGACUGGGAAAAAGAAAUGCCAGUGAAUGUACAGACUUUUACUUUCAUAUCCGGGGUGACUAUAUUCCUAGUCAAUAUUUCAUCUGUACAAAAGAUUGACGCAUUUUUUUGUUUUUUUUCCUCAGCGAAGCCAAACUUAGUUUUGUGUCUGUUUUUUGUCAUUCAACAGUUUCAAUAAAUCCUUUUUUAUAUACAA